Messenger RNA from Penicillium mononematosum, 1206 nucleotides. RefSeq lists its product as uncharacterized. The record is from RefSeq and is a predicted model, not a curated record. Bases 1 to 1206 code for a protein of 401 amino acids. Gene Ontology annotation, molecular function: O-methyltransferase activity. The transcript has 4 exons. Lineage: Eukaryota; Fungi; Ascomycota; Eurotiomycetes; Eurotiales; Aspergillaceae.
AUGGACAUUUCUCGGCUUAUUGAGUCUAUUGACUCGGUUAUUUCUUCUGGCAACCUCGAAGCUGUGGACCCGCAGCAGCGAGCCCAACUUUUUCAAGCUUGCGAUCGAUUGAAGAGUCAAUGUGAAUCACCUCUGGACAAGACACUCAGGCUUCUUUAUACUUGCCACCAAGCCAUCACAGUUCGUCUCGCUGUAGAUCUUAAGCUCUUCGAUGCAAUCGCCAAGCGUACCUCUGAAAGCGAAGAUGGCAAAGUGCGCGUGGGCCAGCUUUCUGAAGAUGUCAAAGCAGAUCCAAAGCUAGUUGGAAGAAUCAUGAGGUCACUUGUACCAUUGGAUAUUCUCAAGCAAGAUACCUCUGAUACCUUCUCAUCCACGCCAUUUGCAGCAGCCUAUGUUUCGACGUCUUGGAUGUCUGCAGCAGUGAUAUUUUUCACUCACCUAUUCCUUUUUGUUGCCCAGCUUCCCGAGUAUUUCAAGCAGAAAGGAUGGAAAAAUCCAGAUGAUAUUGACGACUCACCAUUCAAUUUCGCACUCGGGUCCAAGCGUGGAUAUUUUGUUUACAUGGCGUCGAAUUCAUAUUACCAGGACGCCUUCGACACAGUCAUGGCCUCACCCUAUCGUCGCGACGAGAAGAGUUGGCUGGAUUUCUUCCCAGUUGAGGAGAAGCUACAGGUGCAGAACCCUGCCGAGGUUCUUCUCGUGGAUGUCGGAGGCGGUCGCGGUAAAGAUCUCCAGGCCUUCCGCGAGAGGUUCCCUGGCUUGCAGGGAAGGCUUGUUCUCCAGGAUUUAUCGCAUGUGACUGAGACCGCGGAUAUUCCCUGUGAAGUCGAGAUCCAAGUUCAUAAUUUCUUUGAUGAGCAGCCUGUCAAAAACGCAAAGGCCUACUACCUCCGCACUGUGCUCCACGACUGGCCGGACAAGCAGGCCGUGGAAAUCCUAUCGAGGAUUCGUGAAGCAAUGGGUCCGGAUUCUUUGGUCUUGAUUCAUGAGAAGGCUAUGCCGGAGACUAAUAUUCCAUGGAUGGCUGCGAUUGGUGAUAUGACUAUGAUGACUGCUUUCUCGGCGGCGGAACGAACCAAGAAUGAGUGGGAGACUCUGCUGAACAAGGCUGGGCUGAAGCUCACUGGGUUUUGGAAACCCGAGGGGGCUUCUGCACAGCAACAAGUUAUUAUAGAGGGUGCAGUCCAUUCGUGUGAACAUUGUUAG